AUGCCUCUUAUUGACAUGCUCAUCUCCUUACUUAUCUCUCUAUUUCGAGCUCCUAUCACAGAACUAAGGCAUAAAGUAAAGUAUUUUGAAAUCGAAGUAACAGAUCAUCAUGGUAAUAUUUUUACAGAGUCUCUACAUAAUAAAACACACGCUCUGAUAUUUUGCUUAUGCAGUGUUGAAGAAGGAGGUGAAUGUCAUGAGUUAAAAAUUGAUCGGUUUUACUAUGGAAAAUUGAAGUACUAUGAAGAAGCAUUUUCACACUUUUUCACUUUGCUCAGAGGAGCCACAAAAAUUUGGCAUUCAAAUGUCUAA
Messenger RNA from Trichoplax adhaerens, 312 nucleotides. RefSeq lists its product as uncharacterized. Bases 1 to 312 code for a protein of 103 amino acids. The transcript is spliced from 4 exons. Lineage: Eukaryota; Metazoa; Placozoa; Uniplacotomia; Trichoplacea; Trichoplacidae. The record is from RefSeq and is a predicted model, not a curated record.